AGACGACCAUUCACCUCGUCCUACACCGUCACCUCACCUUUCGGCAGGAGUAAGAGGCUCGACUCUACUAGAACGAUGGACACCGAUAUGAACAUGGAUUCUGACACCACCACCAACAUGGAACUGCCUCAAGCGGAUGUACAAUCACCACAACCAGGAGAAAUACUCUUCGAGGAACCUUCUGCUCAAGAUGAUCCUCCAGAUGCACCGCCCGUUACAGGUACUGCGUUUAGACAUUUAUUUCGACCGACAGGGAUCUUUAUACAUGGAAAUGUGCAUUAUUCAGACGCGCUACAAUCAGCACUCUUACAGCAAGCACGAGAACCUCCUCGAGACAUAACUGUAAAAGUACACAUACGAAGGCCAGAAAGGGAUAACUGGGCUUAUCUUGGUCGGGCUAUCGUAACCCAGGAAGUUGUUGGAGGAAAAUCAAAUAGAAUCGUCGUCAGGUCUAUGAACUCGCACAAGAUUCUGGCUACCUUUGGAGAGGGCACAGCGCUCCAAGCGGAGAAACGAGGCAACUUCGUUGUCGUAGGUUGUGUUGAGGGAACCCGUGUAGUUUCAUGGUCAUUGAAUGCUUUGAAUAACUCCGAGACACUCCGUCUCCUUGCGCUCAUUGAGCUUUGCUGCACUUCAUGCAAGCAUUUCAAUACCGAUCCCCAUAUACAGAACAUGUAUCGCCGUCGUGUCGCGCGAGCUAUUAAAGAUGACCGCCGUAAGCGUCACAAACGCCGAAAGGACCAGGAGGCCAUGAUCUCAGCCUUUGCGAGAACAGCUCUUGUCGACGAGCCAAUGCAAGCAUUGGAUGUUUAACGAGCGCGGAUCCCCGGUCGGUGUAAUCAAGUUGUAGCCUUCUGGUGCAAUACCUGUGUCCAUGAUUUCCAUUCGCGAUGCUCCCAAAGUUGUAUUUGUAUGCCAUCAUCCUGUGUUUCAUCUUCGCAAUCUCGCAUUCUUCAGGCGUACAGACGAGUCCUCAUCACGGUCGGACGUUCCAGUUCCUUUGGUCACCCAUCCCCAUAAUCCUCUCCUCUGUUCACGCUCGAUCCUACAUUUGACUCGUCAUAAUCAUUGCUCUGCUCUCUAGUACGUUCUGUAUCCUCCUUCCUGCGGAAGACCAUCAUGAAGCUCUGUUUUGUUAUUCAUAUUCAUCAAUUCCUUACCAGGUCAGAGAUCCCUUAGACACCUGAAAAAUACAUGUACAAGAAAGAAGAAUCUCUUGUAUUUGCCAAGUCAAUGGCAUUGUUUCGUUAUGGCGGCUGCGCUAAUCGAAUGUUCAAGCGCGAAUGAAGGGUAAAAAGGGUAGUAAGAAGUUCGUGACGAGAAAAAAAAUCACAACAUUGGGAGAAAGCACAACAAUCCCACAGCACCCAGUGAUAAGGCGAAACGUAUGCAAAGCAUCCUUCAAAACAACCGAUUGAAUGAGGGUACGCAGAGAAGGGGAAAAGGUAUCAGAAAAUGAAGCAGACCAAGGGGUCUAUGGCGAAUAGUUAUAAAAUAGAUCAGUGCACUGUUGUAAUAAAUUGUCCAGGAUAAAUAAUGACAGCAGCG
Somion occarium is the source of this 1548-nucleotide messenger RNA. Lineage: Eukaryota; Fungi; Basidiomycota; Agaricomycetes; Polyporales; Cerrenaceae. The record is from the annotation of a GenBank genome assembly.